AUGGGAACCUUAAAUAUCAAUGUUAAUAGCUCUGUUGUUCGUCCUGAAUAUUUUUUCAUCACUGGACUUACAGGUUUACCAUACAGCCUCUAUUAUUAUAUUUUCUUAUUUUGCAUUUACAUUAUUGCUGUAAUUGGGAACUCUGCAGUUCUUCUCAUUUUAGCCUUUGACAGGAGUCUGCACAGCCCAAAGUACAUUGCUGUUUUUAAUUUGGCUUUGGCUGACUUUGGUCAAGCUAAUGCCUUGAUUCCCAGCACAAUGAAGACUUUUCUUUUUGGGUCACAGUACAUCUCUUACAGUGCUUGUUUGGCCAACAUGUUUUUUGUUUAUUUAUUCAAUACAAUACAAUGCGUCAGCCUCGUUGUUUUGGCAUUUGAUCGCUUUGUUGCUAUUUGUAUACCGCUGAGAUACCAUUCCAUUGUAACGAACCGUGUCAUGAGUUCAGUUUUCUUUGUGUUUUGGAUGCUUAACACUUUUCUGGUCGGUUUACCAGUGUCUGCAAUUACUAGACUUUCAUUCUGCAAUUCCACUGUAAUACAAAGUUUUUUCUGUGACCAUGGACCAAUGUACAAAAUGGCAUGCAAUGACCAGAGCAUAAAUUCAUUUUUGGCUAAACUGAUCACAGCUUCAUACUUUGCAGCACCAAUGAUAAUAUUCCUUUCUUAUCUUUGCAUAUUUUUUGCCUUGAGUAAAAUUACAUCUUGGGAGGAACGUAUAAAGGCCCUGAAGACCUGCGUUUCUCACCUGCUUUUAGUAGGAGUUUCUUACAUCCCCAUAAUCUUCAUGUACAUUACUGCAAUUAUGCUUUCCCUUUCUCCCAAUGCAAGAAUCAUAAGCUCAUCUCUUUCAUAUGCUGCUUCACCAAUGUUAAAUCCCAUCAUUUAUGUUUUAAACACAGCUGAAGUUAAAAACUUUAUCCGAACAAUGUUUAAAAAGAAGUCUACAUCCAUUGUCCAUGGUUCUCUGUAG
Messenger RNA from Misgurnus anguillicaudatus (oriental weatherfish), 969 nucleotides. RefSeq names its product olfactory receptor 51I1-like. Gene Ontology annotation, cellular component: plasma membrane. Gene Ontology annotation, biological process: G protein-coupled receptor signaling pathway. Gene Ontology annotation, molecular function: G protein-coupled receptor activity; olfactory receptor activity. The record is from RefSeq and is a predicted model, not a curated record. Lineage: Eukaryota; Metazoa; Chordata; Actinopteri; Cypriniformes; Cobitidae.